ACUAUAAGCGCAACGCGUAACUACCUGUUGCUGAUCGUAUUAACAAUAUUGUCGUUCGACUGUGCGGCUUCCUUAGAGCCGCAGGAUACAGUGUUGAUCAAUUUCUCUCGAAAAUACAAUGACUCCGGAGUGGUGAAUCAUUAUGUACCGUUCGAAGAGACAACGAAUAUCCCUCGAAUAAUGGAAAUAGACGAAACAUCGAAGAACGCGUCGUCGUCUCUAACGAUCGAUUCAACUGCUAUGGAGAACAACGAAGAGAUUCCAUUUGGAGUCAACGGACGAGAAGGUCGAUAUUAUUAUCGGCGACCAUCUUCUCAUUUGCAAGUCAGAUCCUCUCAACGGGUUCACUCGAGUACGACCGAAAGCAUAAAUAAUGCCGAUAUAUCGUUAUCGCAAGAGAAUGACAUCCAAAUAGAAGAAAUAUCUUGUCGCGAUACGGACGACGAUGUAUUUUUUAAAGCAUCCGUAAAAACGACUACGUCGAUGGAAUCGCCCGUGAUAGAUAAUGUAGAGGAUGAGGUAUGUAAAUUUACAAGAGUGAAAAACGAGUACACGAUCAAUUUAGAAAAGGAACGAUUUCGACAUUGCGGCGUUGUUGCAUGUUCGACGGAAGCCGAAAGAUUCUACUGUCUCGAUCUGAGAUUUCCACUGAUACCGGGUCUUAGAUUGAAAGACGACACGAAGAUCACUUUGCGCUGCAAAGUACAAGAAAAGACUGUCUCUCGUACGAAAAAAAUCAAUGUGAAGACUAUCGAUACAUCGGCGAGAAUGGUACCCCGCGUUUUUACUGGUGGCUCUCAAAAUAAUUUGGAGAUCGACGUCGGACUGUUUCGAAAGACAUUUCAUUCCGAGAAAGUUUUUGACACUAGAAUACAGUCCGGAGACACCGUUAUUUUGGGAGAAGAAGUAUUAUUGCGCGUUCUCGUGCGAGAUGGAAAUGGCUGGCAAUACUCGAGGAUUGGUGAAUUGACGGUUCAUUAUAUAGAAAAGAGACAACGAAAGAAAAUAAUGAACAGUUUAUGGAUUUUGGAUAGCAAUGGAUGUUUGAAUCCGGAUGUUCGAAAGAUUUGUUCAAGAGAACAGUAUCGAAUAUCGCCUUUGGAAACUUAUCUUAUCUUUCAAGCUUUCAUGUUUGAAAAUAUGAAAGAGAACGACGAGAUAUUUUUAACUGUUAAGGUAACGGGUUGUUUAGAAGGACCGGAUUGUAUUUUGAAUUGUCCAGCAGGUCAUAACAGAAGAUCCAGAAGCGUUAAAACUCAUAAUAAUACCAUCGAUUGGGAAAAUGACAUUUCCUUUAGAGUUAAUCUUCCCAAAGAAAAGAUCGUUCGAGAAGAUCUUUUUCAUUUUCACUUGAUCAUCCCUUAUGUCUUCGUUGCUUUUGCGUUAUCGAUUAUAAUGGCUUUGCUUUGUACAAUUAGAAUACUUUUGAAACAAAAAAUUGCGAGAUAUUAAACAAAUGUUCAAUCAUA
Vespa mandarinia (Asian giant hornet) is the source of this 1469-nucleotide messenger RNA. RefSeq lists its product as uncharacterized. NCBI's taxonomy places the organism in Eukaryota, Metazoa, Arthropoda, Insecta, Hymenoptera, Vespidae. The record is from RefSeq and is a predicted model, not a curated record.